Messenger RNA from Mercenaria mercenaria, 2513 nucleotides. RefSeq lists its product as uncharacterized. The transcript has 5 exons. Lineage: Eukaryota; Metazoa; Mollusca; Bivalvia; Venerida; Veneridae. Bases 715 to 2082 code for a protein of 455 amino acids. The record is from RefSeq and is a predicted model, not a curated record.
AUAAUUGGACUUUUCAUUAAAAUUAGAAUACAUACAAAUGUAUCGUUGACAAUUCUAAACCUUUUCAUUACAUUCUUGUCCUGUUUUGCAUAAGUGCUUGAUCUUUCUUUAAAUAAUUUCUUUUAUGUAGAUUGCGGCAGUAUAUAUAUUGAGAACGGAAAUGUUCAUACGCCAACUGGAAAUUUGUUAGGAGCUGUUGCGAAUGUUACGUGUAAUACAGGGUAUGAAUUUGUAGGCAAUGUUUCACUAUACUGUCUAAGUACUGGAUGGAAUGGAACUGUGAUCUGUGUUAUACAAGAUUGUGGAGACCCUACUCCUGGAAAUGGCUUCGCCCAGUUACCUUCUGGGACAACGUUCGGUUCGAGUGCACAGAUCAGUUGUAUAGAAGAUUACACGCUUACUGGUGGUUCACUGGUUGUUUGUCUUGACGGCGGUGUCUGGAGCGAUUUACCUGCCUGUGUUAAAACACAAGAAGUUAGACAACCUGAAGCUGAUGAAACAUUCAACGUCGAGACAACUGUAGUGUUUGGAGCGGCACUGGGUCUUAUUACCCUGGUCGCACUUAUCGCCUUAUUCAUCUGUAUCUAUCUAAAGCGGUGCAAACAGUCCGUUGAUAAGACUGACACAUUUGAGGAAAAUAAUUUUAGCGAUAGAAUUGCAAGACGCGAUCAUCCCGAUGGUUUUGGCCCUCGGUCCACUUACCCAUCAAUAUUAAUGGCACACCCACCACCGGCUCCUCCUUUGAAGUUGUCUAAAAAAGGAAACGUAAACGUAGUACCACCGAUGACAAAAACAUCACGACCAGCAUUAGGAGUUGCAUCUGUUAUCCCGACAUCUUCUAACCCGAAUGGGAAUAGUCAUGAUGAUUUGUCGCAUGUGACAGAAGAUACACGUAGAAUGCAUACGUUCAUUGACACUUUACAACAUACGGCUGAAAUUGCAUCCCCAACACAUGAAAUAGAUGUUCCAGGGGUAUCUAUCCUAAGCCAUCAACCAAGUUCUAAUGUUAGCUCGGAACAGAGGCUAUCAAACGAAAAUACAAUGAUAGUGACAAAAGCACGAACUGAAUCUUCAAAAACAGUUGCUUAUGGUCCUGUAUCAGAAACGUCAAAACAAAACGUACUAACAGAACAAGGGAUAAUUCCCGAUAAACACAGUGAAGAAGAAAUCGUAUCUAAACUUCCCGAAAACAAAUCUGAUAUUGAAAAUAACAUGAACAUUUAUCCUUUACCAUCAGGAAUCGUGAAAACAAACGAAAAACAAUGCCAAUCUCAGACUUACAGGAAUACGCCUGCUACACAUAAAAUGGACGAAACGGCUAUCAAUACAGAAGAUAAGGAAAACCCUACAAUUGCUCCCAUUCAUGUUCCGGUUGCAACUAUAGAUAACAAGCAGUCCAAAACUGGAGACAACACACGUUCAAGUCAGUCAGUUGUUGAAAUAAACGAAAGGCAGUUACAUAAAACGGAAGAAUCACAAAUGAAUCACACCAUUUGUGAACGAAAAGAAAUAUAUCUAACACAGGAAACCAUUGCUAACAACGGAGAUAGUGUGGAACGUUUGACGUCAAGUCAAGGUGUACAUUCGCGCACAGCAAGCAUUUCAUCCAAUCCCGCUCCUUUAAUGCCGUCAGUUGAAAGCGUAGUGUCGUUAGAUAAAUAUUAUAAUGUUAAUGGAAAUGCAGACUCUGUGGUAACUGAAAAUAAAUUUUCAGAGUCGUCAGAUUCGGAAAUAGAAAUUUUAGUUUCGGUAUCAAAUAACAAGAAUAAAACACAUAAAAAGAACACGGUAAAAGAUAGAGGUAAAAUUACAGAGAAACAUGAUAAGUCCAUAGUAUCCAAUGCAGAACCGCUCAGACAACUUAGAUCAUCGUAUAGGGCAGGUCCUAUUUCUGCGGGUAACUACAAUCCAGCGGUUGAUAAGAAAGAUACUAAGUCGAAGAUAAAACAAUCUAGGAACGACAUAAAACAGGUUAAACAAAAUACCGAUAUUGUGGAUGAAAAAGACGCUAGACUGGGUAAAAUGUCAGCGAUUUAUCGAAGCAGGUCUCCGAGGAAAGAAAUCAGGAAAACACCAUUAUAGGCUGUUCAAUUUGAAACUGGCAAAGUGUGGUUUGGUCUAUUAAUUGAUAGUGAAAUUACGUCAGUAUUAAUCAAAAGUUUUAACAAAAAUCUAUGGAAUAAAUUAUCUAGUAUUAACUGUGUAGCAAUGGAGAUGUUUCUAAUUUUAAUCCAGUAAAAUUGGUGAUUGUUUUUGUCUAAAAAUCGGUCUGUAAAUACGUCAUUCUGUCUUUUAAAAUGCUCUUUUAAUAAUGGUUCGUGACCUAUUUUGUUGAACAUAGGAACGAUUUACAUUGUGUUUUUAAACACUGCAGGUUCUCAUUGUUACAAAAUUCUCGUAUAAUCACCCUAGGCCUAUAACUAAACUACAUGUAAAUGCGAUUUCGGUUGUAACUUGUUGUUUGCUUGAGAGGUUUUCCUGUGUAACUUUCGCGGUUAACUUUUACACAUGAU